UAAAAACGAAAACAAGAGAUAAAACCUAAAACAAACAAAACUCAAUUAUCUCUCUCACGGCGAUCUCGUCGACCUUCAUCUUCAUCAUACGUCUUUGAGCCUCCCUCUCUGCAUCUCCCUUCUUUGAAGCUCUGAUCUCUGCAGCUCUACUUGUUUUUUAGACUCUGUUCUCUCCUUUUAGCCUGAUAGCCAGAGUCUUCUUCUUUAGAGUUCAGACUUCAGACUACCGAUUCUUAAGAUUGAGUUCUAGACCUAGUCUUCUGCUUCUUCAGUUCUUCCUCUCUUAACUCUACACUAGUUUGCAGUGGACUCUCGCAUCUAUAUCGUUAAUUAAAUCCUUGCAUUUGUACUAUUAAUUAAAGCCUUUGUUAAUAAAUUCAAGCCCCACCAAGGUUGUAAUCCUGGAUCCGCCACUGCCUGUUCCUAAAGCGAGAGAAACCAAAACAGUUGCAUGAACAAACAAAGAUAAGAUAAAGAUAAAGAAAGAGAAAAAGAAAAAGACAAGAAAGCAAAUGGCAGAUACUAGCUAUGAACUAGAUAAACUAAUACCUUGCCUCAUCAAUUGCAAGAAGUACCAAAUUGAAGAAACAAAAAUGACAAAGAAAAACUGAUAACAAGCAAUUCUCAGACUCAAACUGAACCAAUGCACCAAAAAAAUUCAAAUAUAUAAUUGCAGCAGCAAAAUUCUACCAACAAAUCAAUAUACAAAUAUAUUAUGUAUAUUACAUAUAUGAUUGUGCUUGAGCAAAGCAUCAAGUUCAACAAUAAGGAGAGAAUAACACAUGCAUUCUAAAUUUCUAAUACACGUUUAAGAGAAAUACAAAAGACAUAAUCAAAAAGUCAUAUUUUUCAGAAUUUAUAAAGAGUAAAGCUGGAUCAGAAUUUAUAAAGAGUAAAAGUCAAACAAGUUGAGAACAAUACUAUAGGAAAGAAUUGAGUUAAAGAUGCCCUGGGAAUCGAGUUAGAAAAAGAAACGUGCCCUUCCAAGUAAGUAAACGUGCCCUUACAGGGUUCAAACUAGCAUUCAGAACAUUCUAAAAAAAAAAAAAAAAAAAAAACUAACAUUCAGAAAAAGAAAAUAAAGGAUUAAAGACUUUUUUGUAAUUGAAAAAAGAAAAAAAGAAAAAAAAAAGGGAUUAAACUCUUUAUAGAUUGAACCGAACCGUCUUCAUCAUGCUUCCCGCUCUACUCUGAAACCCUAGGGUUGAGUCUACCACAGUUUUCCCUCUUAGCGAUUUGAAUCGUUAGGAAUUCGUUUCUCUGAGCGCGUCUGUUGGUUUUGCCCAUGGCAAUUGCACUUGGAGUCCGCUCUUGUUGAAUGCGCUGGGUUUCCACCGAUUUGCAGGGCUUCCCCUCAUCUCUCACUCCCGUCUGUUGGUUUCCUCGAUCUUGAUUCUCCUUCCCUCUUUGCUUGUUCAGCCAACCCUGAUUUCUAAAUUUGGACAUUGAUGGGAACUCCAAAGAGGAAGAAGAAGCAGACCCCAGAGACCCAAUUCCACUCUUCCCUCACUUUCUGCUCAAAGAACAAGGACUUAAAUAGCGCAAUCUCGCUGUAUGAAUCCGCUGUUUCGCAGAAUACGCGGCUCAACCAGCACCAUUUUAACACCCUACUCUACCUCUGCUCUAACUCUGUCACUGACCCGUCCCUGAAGCAAUUGGCCUUGGAAUAUGGCUUCCGCGUGUUUGAUCACAUGUCGUCGAUCGAAGUCCUCCCCAACGAGGCCACGAUCACCGCUGUUGCUCGGCUCGCUGCGGCGAAAGGUGAUGGUGAUUAUGCUUUUGAGCUGGUGAAGGGUAUGGAGAAGUAUAAUGUAUUGCCGAGGUUGCGCACUUGCGAUCCGGCAUUGUUUGGCUUUUGCGAGAAACUGGAGGCUGAUAAGGCGUAUGAGGUGGAAGAGUAUAUGAAUAAGGUGGGAGUGAGUGUAGAAGAGCCUGAGAUUGCAGCCUUAUUAAAGGUGAGUGCAGAGACAGGAAGAGGGGAGAGGGUUUAUGAUUACUUGCACAAGUUGAGGAAUGCUGUGAGGUGUGUUCAUGAAUCGACGGCCAAGAUCAUUGAGGAUUGGUAUCGUGAUGGAAGGGCUAGUGAAGUGGGUGAGGUGAAUUGGGACUCGGGUAGGGUCAAAGAGGCGGUUUUGAGGAAUGGAGGAGGGUGGCAUGGGCAGGGGUGGGUUGGGAAGGGGGAUUGGUCUGUGCAGAGGGCCAAUGUGGAUUCUGACAGCAGGUGUUGCUCCUGUGGUGAGCAUUUGGUUUGUGUUGACAUUGACUGUGCAGAGACAGAUAGGUUUGCGCAGUCUGUUGCUGCUUUGGCAAUGGAAAGGGAGGUUAAGUUGAAUUUCAGUGAGUUUCAGGAUUGGCUGGACAAACAUGCUGAUUAUGAAGCUAUUGUGGAUGGAGCUAAUAUUGGGCUCUACCAGCAGAAUUUUGCAGAAGGUGGAUUCAGUCUUCCUCAGCUUGAUGCUGUUGUGAAAGAAUUGUACAAUAGAAGUGGAGAGAAAUGGCCACUUGUUGUCUUGCAUAAUAGACGUUUUCGGUCACUUGUGGAAAACCCUUCCCACAGAAAAGUGGUUGAGGAGUGGAUGGAUAAAGGUAUUCUUUAUACCACACCAAGUGGCUCAAAUGAUGACUGGUAUUGGCUUUAUGCUGCUGUGAAACUCAAGUGCUUGCUCGUUACAAAUGAUGAAAUGCGAGAUCAUAUAUUUGAACUUCUAGGAAGCAGCUUCUUUCUUAAGUGGAAAGAGAGGCAUCAAGUACGAUAUACUUUUGUUAAAGGCAAUCUGAAACUUCAGACCCCACCCCCAUAUUCUUCAGUGAUCCAGGAAUCAGAAAGCGGAUCAUGGCAUGUACCUGUAGCAGAUGACAGCGAUGAGGAGCCAGCGAGAACCUGGCUCUGCAUUACCCGGCCAAGUGCCUCUAAAGCUUCUACUGGAGCUUUGCUAUCUCAAAAUGCGUUUCUGAACUCUUGCACAUCUGAGUUUGUUACCAGUCACAAUGAUAAAACCACAACUAAGACGGGUAAAAGAAAGGAGAGGUCCCCAUCUCCUUCCCACCUUAUGACUUAACUCUUCCACCUGCUUAGUACCAUUUGGAGGUGCACUCUUUAUAAUUCUAGUUAUGGGGCUCAUAUCUCGUGGAGAUGGUUGUGGCUAAUAGGAGGCUGGUCAGGAGCAGCGGGAUCGCCUAUUAUAACAACGGCCUCAUCUGUCUGCAACACACCCCAACUUUCGCUGUAUGUCUGUUGUGUUGUAACAUACUGCAACUUUUGUAGUACAGGUCAUUCUUUAUAGUCAGCUUAACAAAAUAAAAAGAAAAGAAAAAUUGAAGCUUUACGUGUUGAACUUUUAAGACGUGAAGCUUCUUUGAUUAACAGGUUGUGUUGGUUUGGGUGAGAAAUUGCAAUAAGGCCAUUCAUAUUUAUCAUAGUUAUUUGUCAUGUGAGCAGGAUAAUAUUUCGUUGCGUGCAAUUUUGUUGAAUAGAGAUUAGUAAUUUCUCAAA
Messenger RNA from Rosa chinensis, 3493 nucleotides. Its product is annotated as proteinaceous RNase P 2. Lineage: Eukaryota; Viridiplantae; Streptophyta; Magnoliopsida; Rosales; Rosaceae. Gene Ontology annotation, molecular function: ribonuclease P activity; protein binding. The record is from RefSeq and is a predicted model, not a curated record. Bases 1449 to 3059 code for a protein of 536 amino acids. The transcript is spliced from 9 exons. Gene Ontology annotation, biological process: tRNA 5'-leader removal.